Messenger RNA from Porites lobata, 18964 nucleotides. The record is from the annotation of a GenBank genome assembly. Lineage: Eukaryota; Metazoa; Cnidaria; Anthozoa; Scleractinia; Poritidae.
AUGGUGCUGGUCAACUGCUAUAAUGGGCUAUACUGCGGUGAGACUUCGCCCGAAAGGGCUUCAGGUAUAUGGAAGAGUAGGAAUUUCACUUGUUGAAGUGUAAAAUGGGGAAGAAAAAUCUGUCAUUUCCGUCGGUAAAAAGGCCCAAAAGGGAUAACAGACCAUUUUAAGGCUGUGGAGAAGUCGACAAAGCAUGUUGGUUUUGCGAUUUAUUCAUAUUAUAAAGACAGUAUCAUGAUAUUUACAGCAAAGUUGUUAGCUUUAUGUGAAAGGGGUACCAUUUCUCAAUAGACGGUAUACGAAAUGGGGUACCUCUUCAGUCAACAAUGAAUUAUAAAAGGGUAAUUGGGGUUGGUCCUCGGGGCGGAGCCUCCCCUUUUAAAACUUCCCUGAGUACAACCUCCGAACUCACCGCCUUCCGUUCAGCAAUCCGGCACUCUUCUAACUGAGGUAACGGAGCAGCCGUUCAACCGUGUGCAAUUUGAAUUGCACUAUCUUUGUCGAUGUUAUCAGGGUGGGCAAUUAUCUCAUUUGGUCACACUCAAACAGUAGACAUAAUUGAAGAACCCUUGUUUUGCUUGGACGCACUGUUAAAUCAGCUAUGUGGGACUCCCAGGGACUUUAUUUUUUUUUUUAGGAUGAAACUCAGUAUCAUAGGUUUGAUCGCAGUUGACUGCACAAAAUCUGCUUGUGCUUAAAACAGCUCCUUCUUUUGUUCUCAGUGAAAGCAACUUAAUUAAGACUAUCAUCUUCCAAUUGAUAAAUUGAGAUCGAGUAAUAACUCAACUUUAAAAGAAAUUAAAUUAGCAGUGGAAUUCCAUAACCCCCAAAUUUUCUGAUUUCCUCUUUUUAAGAAAUCUUAUCUUCGCUUUUGUGACCAGAUUUAUACUAAAUUCUAUAUUUUUCAUCAUCAAGCUAUGCUUGCUUUGUGGGGUAAACGGACCUCAGGUACUGGAUUAAAAGUAGCACUUUUCAUCACUAUUGGUGUCCUAAACACUCCAAUGCACAUGUCAUUGUUUUCGAUUCGCCCUCGUCAUGGAUGAUCGCAUCGAAUAGUAAACCCCAAAAUUGAAAUUUUCGCGAUAGACGGGGAAACAAGGACUUGUGUUAUGGAUAUUUACACAGCUUUGAAAAGGGAAGAGUAUUACCUGGUUUAAAGCAAACUUGUAGCUUCUUAAUAUUACAUCAGUGCCACAUUUCUCAAAGUUUUCAAGCUAACAGGCCACACGGUAUUGCUUGUUUCAAUGACAUAAUAAAAAUAAAACACCUGCAAAAACGACGGACCGUGAAGGUUUUGGCCGGUACCUACCUGUUUGGUGAUCUCCAGAAGUCGCACCCGUUUUAUUGGUAGCGCUAAUAUUUAUCUAUUAUAUUACAUCUAUUGUUUUCCGAAUUUGCAGGCAGAAAUUUUUUUUCCCGACAACUGCUUGUUAAUUAAAUCCUUCAGCUUGUAUUUUCUACUUUAGACGCGUCUGUCGACGGGUUUUGUCUCAAGAUUCGGGUUUCCUGUUUUUCUGUUUUGGUUCACGGACAAAUAUUGUCGAUGAACGCCUUAAUUGUCUGGAAUCAAACAUGCACUCGCAUCCAAAUAUGGAAAACGUUAAAAAACGAAGCGCUGAUUGGUUAAAAUCACGACGCUUUCCGACCCUAUGCAACCUAUGAAGUCAUUGGUGAAGAAGGCAGCCUUCCAGGCUUCUGUCCGCGUAUCCUGCGGGUGGUCCUCGAAUAGUCAAACUUUGGGUAAUUAAAAAUUCUGAGAUAGCCUUGACUGGUCAAUGUAAGUGAGAAAUAAGUGAAUAUUUCGCUUUUGAGUUCUGUCGUCUAAGGACGGCUUUAUCUCAUAUGAGAUGAAAUUUAGCGUGUUUCUUAUACUUUGCCUGGCGUGGUUAUCACAGGCGUCACCGAUUUCACGUAAGUACGCUUUUAUUUUCAAUAUUUGUAGUUAAGAUCAGAAAUUGAACUCAAAACAAGCACGUAGUCAUUCAUGGUGGCUGUAGCCUCGUCGAUACCGCCUUAAAUUAUAGUCAAGAUUAUAAGACAACCUGUUUUCGGCCGCUGAUUGUUCAAAGCCACAAAAAUCUGAGGCUCCGAGGAGAACCCUGUACUCGACAUUGGCUCAAAGAAGUCCUUUAUCCAAUUAGUACUGAUCAUUAUAAUCAUUAAAUAUGCACAGCUUGCUAUGAACAGAAAUAGUAGCUGAGAUAACAUGACUUGAAAAUUUUCAAGAGUUUCAUUUUAUCUAAGUAGCAAAAUACAGGCGUGGGGCGCUUUAAUUUAAUCUAGGCGCCCAAAGAAACAUUCCAGCCUCCAAAGGUUAACUCAGUCUCUGGUAUAGCUAUAGCCUGAUAAGCUAAGCAAUUCAAUCUUUUGACCUUAAUAAUCCUAUUCUAGAUUCCAGAAAUGAGUUGCCAUUUAAUGGCUCCCACAUAAAUUUAUUUGGCUUAUACUCGAAUUCAGAUUGCCUAAAUACUUCGCAUUCGUUUUUAUCUCAACCAUAAAAUUUGCAUCGUAGUAUUUAUCCUCAGACCCGUUACGUAUUGUUAAACGUUUAAUGCUGGUUGUGAACAAUACAUAUACAUAUUUUUUACGCGCGCGUGUUUUAAGCUGUGGUCACAGGAUUGUUCUAAGUCACUGAGAAAUUAGAAAAAAGAUAAAAAUGAUGUUUCUCCGAUUAGUUCAUGCCACAUUUUGGCACUUUCCUUCCAAGUAAGUCAUCAUCAGUCAUUAAUGGCGCAUUAGUGACAGAUGACACCUGUCUCACCGUACCAUAAAGAUUCGUCAUCCUGCCUGAAACCGUCAAUUCAAACGUAAAAAUUGCUUCCUAAAACUUCCUAAAGACUUGUAUUACAACAUUUUAGAACUUCUUAUCUAAUGACACACGAUUUAAGAAUGACCUUUUCUUUGCGGAUCUCGCGCACAGACAUUUGCGUAGUAAUCGCAUCUUGGAUUACUCCUCUAAUGAUAUCUGUAUCGCUAGGUUAGUCUUUUUUAUCUGCGGGUAAGCUUGUUAACGUUUCCUUACUUUGCCAACUGAAAAUCAGGAGAACUAAUAAUAAAAGGUGAUUUAGACGCGAUAUUGCUCAGAUCCUUGACUUCUUGACUUUUUUCCUGAUACAAUUGUUUGAAGGGAGAGGUAGCACAAAAGCCGUUUUUAUAGAGCAGGCUCUCCGACCGUCUAGAGCAAUGUAAGCCAGAAGAGCCUGGUCACAUGUCGAUAAGGGAACUGGCCAUAGCAAGUGUCUAUUGUUGUCUUUCUCGACUUCUCAGAAAAAACAGUAAAAAAUUACAACAACGAUGACAAACAUGCAAGCUAAGGACAAACCACCAAAAAAUGUUUUUCUUCUAACCGGAGGAGGUAUACUUUGUUAGCUUUGACAGCUACCUGAAACAUAUUAUUGAUACAGGGCAUUUUUCUAAAAGCAGGUCUCAAUUGUUCAAAAUGUGAAUAGCGCUAUCUACUGGAUAAAUCUCUAUCCAGUUGAUAACGUUGUUGCUUAACUUAAUCCGAUCCUUAUCCACUAGAUAGUGAUUUAUAAAAAACAAAAUGGGACGUUUUAUCAAAAUUUGUGGGUAUAUUCAGCACCUUAUAUCGUUGUUGUCUUCAGGCGAAAGAGAGAAGAGAGAUGCAGACGACCGAGAAGCCGACAAAGAAGGUGAAAAUAGAAAAUGAAAUUUAAUUAGAAGUCAAGUUUUGUCAGUCUGCAGUUAUUUCUAUAUUACUGAAAAGAUGGAGACAGUGACAAUUCUAAUGAACAAUACACCUGCUUACGGAUAAGCUGGACGAACAAGCCAAGAAGACACUACAGAAAUUUUUAAGCUUUAAGGCAUGACUGUAUAGCAUAUAUUGUUGCCAACACUCGCGCAAAACUUAUGGCUAGAAAGAAAAAACUUAUGGCUAGAAAGAAAUACUCUUAACUUAAAAACAAAACAAGCCAAUAACAAACUGUUCAAAAGACUAUUCAAUACUGAGUUACAAAAACUCUCACUUUCAAACGAUGCUAAGUACAAAACCUUUCUUUCCUUUCUUGAAGAUGCGUGUUAUUUGCAUAAGAAUAAAAAUCUUGUUCAUACCAUUACCUCACACUGUCACACUGAGGGCCUGUUUAAAUGGAAGGGGGGGAGAUAGGUGAGGUAACAUGUGGCGGUGGCGAGUCAAGCCCCCCAUCAUGUAUAAGUGUGAUCAAAUUAAAAUGAGAGAAAAUAUGGACAGGCGGGUCACCACGCCUAAGCGGUUACCUCACCUCUGGGGGUGCCUCACCUCCAUUUAAAACAACAAAGACUUGGGACAACACGGAAGUAGGCAUGAUUUCAGUUAGUACAGACAUUUUAGUUUAACUUCUGCAAAUCCGCUACGCGCAUUUCUACCCUUAUGACUAAAAAAUUCGUUAAUCUCUAAGUGUUGGUAUCUCUAUUCACAGUUAGAACAAUAAUUUCUGCCAUAGUUGAUGCAAUUUUGGAUGGAGACAAAACUCGCCGUUCUGAGAUUCCAGGUAUUUAAACACGCUUUGCUCCUCGUAGUUCUUGCCUUAAAAUGCAUUGUUUAAUCUACGUAAAUACUGUUUAGAUGGAGUCUCUAAAACCAUUCGUAGGCAUGACCUUUUUCACUAGCACAUCAUGAUUACAAAGUGCCGACAGCGGAACGCGGAACUAGCGACAUUACAACGUGAAUUUGGCACCUCUUGUUUUGGAGUAAUUUAUGUUUGUAUGGUCCGGAAUAAUUUAUAAACAUCGUUGUGUUUACAACGAAAAGAUAAAAACUGGGCGUGGAAUGCAGUAAGGAACAGUUCAGAAUGAGUUUCUUUGUGAUUUUAAGAAUAGAAACGCACGGAUAAGACAUUUUAGACCCCGUUUACAUGCAGUUUAGUUGUCCCGGGAAAGGGGGUCACCCUCCUAGCCGAGUCCCGUGCAUUUAGCUAACGUUUAUACUCCUUGGUGUAGGGUAUUCCAAGCCAACAUCGUUUGCGCAUGCUCUGAUUGCCUCGAGUUGACCCGGUUGGGCGAGGGCAAAACUAUGGAUAAAAGUUUCCCCGGCCCGGAAGAUGACCAGGCUAGGCGGGCCACCCUUUUAGCCGAGCAAACUUUUUUUUUUCGCGUAAACGGUUCGCAACGUUUUGUAAGGAAAUGUAUGAAAAGUUGGCUCACAAGGGGAAGCUCCAAUAGGUGGAUGACCCUCUACACUGGACAACUUUUCUCCAUAAAAAGCAUAGCAAUUAUUUUAAGGCAAUUAGCGAAAACGUUUUUCAAAUCGUUACUUUAGAUGGGGAGGAAAAUGAACCCAGGAAGCCGUCCAAUACAGUGAGGAGUUUAAUCCCAGACACAAACAAUCUAGAAUCUUCAAAUGGAAUUCACAACCUUGCAAAAAAGAGAAGGAGUUUUAUUCCAGCUGAAGAAUAUGCUGAACCAGAGGCGUCGAAAAGUGAGUCUAGCGUUGCGCCAACGGUAGCUUUAACUUCCGGAGACUCGGACGAUUCGGAGAGUGGACUAACAGGUAUCAGGACUUUGGCAUUGAUUUCUAUGUUUUUUGUGCAUAACUUACAAUAUAACAACGAUAAUUUCGAAAAAAAGCAGUUACUUGUACAACCCCCUCCAUAUAUAAAUUCAAAACGACGAAAAGCCUCCUGCAAUUUCCCCACCAUUAAUUACCGUAAACCAUUCAUUCAUUCAUUCAUUCAUGUUUAUUCGCCAUAUCUCAAAUCAUGAAAAAGUUAAGAAAGUUACGGAAGGAGAUAGCGAAGAAACCUGGAAGAAACCACGGGGAUUAUAAAGAAACACGUUUCCUAAGAACUAAAAACUGCGAGUCUAAUAUGACAACAUGGACCAGCAAAAGUAGUACAAGCUUUGACAAAAAUAAAAGCCAAUUUUGAGAAAAAAAUUUCUCCCGUUCCCGACCGCUCAGAAGGUCUUUGAAAAAUAUAUUGCGCCGAGGCUCAUUCAUUGAAUGGCAAACAAACAUUAAGCUGAUUGAAGAGAGAAUCGACUCACCAAAGUGGUGCCUGAAUGUUUGAAAACACACAUUAGGCUGUUUUUAUCCAGUCUAAAGCACGAAUGGAGAAUAUGCAGCAUAUCUACUUUAACUACCGAUAACAAACUGGCAUUCCUCUAAGGUAUACGAGGAUGCAAAAGUAGAAUAUGAUUCAAAAGAAACACUUAGUCUUUAAUUGGGAAAACGUUCAAUUAAAACGUGUGAUAAUUGUGGGUGUGUUUCGCUUCAGAUACUCCAAAGAUAUUUAAGCCUAAAGAAGACGAAUCAUCAGAAGACACGGAAAACUUUAAAGUAGCAAAAUCAAGCCAGUCCCUUGGGGAUACUACGUCUAGCGGAUCUGGAGACAGUGGCUCGUCUUAUGAUGCAACAAAAGAAACAAGUCAGGAGACAUCGCCUCAAAACGCCAAGAGAAAUGUUAUCCCAACAGAAGUGUUCGAGGAAGGUAGCUAACACAAUUAUUUUUGUCAGAUAUUCAUAACGUUGAUUGUGUGCUUUAUAAUACUGACACUGUUAUGGUCGUACAGAGCUUUAGAUUCGAGGACCAGGACGACAUUUAAUUUUUGUUUUCCGCACCUGUUCUCUAAAACUAGACACCCAGGGAAGCUUCAUUCACAAAAAUUGGCGGGCCUAUUUCCGUUGAAGAAGUUCAAGCCCUCUCUCGAUCGCUAAAUGAUAAAAUUCCUAACAUUUGACAACUUGUUUUCGCCACCACGACAUUCUCGCUGAAACUCGUAGUAGAAUGACGAUGGCUAUCACAUUUUCUGCUUCGCAGACGAGAUCUACUCUGUAUUGGGAAAAUCGUGUUCUCGUGGUCGUUCUUGUCGUAGAAUCUAUAAAAGCUCUCUACUGUGUGACAUGUGACAAUUUCAUCAGUAAGGAAUAAUAUGCAAUUGAAAUACAUUGUAAGUCUCGACGCAACCAAAGCGAGCCAGGAUCAAUACUACAUCACAACCUUAAAAAGGUUAUCAAAAUAGAACAAAGACGUCACAUACGUGACUGUUAUUUAGAAAUAAAUCUUCUCCCUACUUACUUAAAGAAAACUUGGUUUCAACACACUAAGGAAAACUAAUUUCCUGGACAUAAGAUCUGGUCCGGAAAAGCUAGAAAGCUGCACUGUUCAGUGAAUUAGCGCUUUUGUCUCCGGGUUUCUUCGUAUUAGAAACGCACAAAAAAAAAAAGAAUUCUUUAAGUCAGGACAAGCGAAACCCUGGUUCAAUCUAAAAUAACUCUCUCCUUUUUAAGCCUCUUUUCCCGAUUCUUAAACCCAUAAUUCAAUACUGCCAUUUAGAACAUAACAGUGAAGAUGAUGAUGACGACGAGGAAAUGGACGGCUCUGGCUCUACAUCAGAAUCAGGUAACGCGGACGAUUCAGGAGAAUCUGGUGAUUCUAGCCAAGGCGAAUCAGAAGAAAACAAGUCCAAGACCUCCUCCAAGAGUGUAGACGAUUCGUCGGCAUCCGGCGAUCUCGAGGACUCGGGUGAAUCUGGGUUUUUUGAAGACUCUGGCGAUUCUGGUGAAUCUGGAUAUGCUGGAGAGUCUGGAAAGUCCGAAGAAUCAGGUGCUUCUGGCGAGUCAGGAGAAAGCGGAGAGUCUGGCGAGUCAGGCGAAAGUGGAGACUCUGGCGAAUCAGGUGACGCAGAAGAUUCUGGGGAAUCAGGGGACAAUGGGGAUGGUGAGUCAGAUAUGGCCAAGAGAGAUGAAAUACCAAAGGAAGAGAAAGGUAGACUGCGUGCAAAUGACACGACUCCCAAUGCAUAACAUACAAAUAGCAGGUUAAAUUUUUUCCGGUCAAAUUUAUCUUUUAUUAGACUUAGAUACAUAGCCCGGUGAAGUGGAUCUUUGGAUAAUUUUUUGGCUUAUAAAGGAAAAAUGUUUCAAAUUACAACUGGGCAAGUUAGGGUAACUUAACUUAUUGUUUUUCGUUUUUUACAUCAAGUAUUAAGAGAUAUCGACUUUAAAAUAUAGCGUUUCAGGUAAAUUGCCAAAACCCUGUACUCGGGUAGACUGCCUCUUGCCCCGGAGAAAACUCAUGGUUCUUUUUUAUGUAACUACAUAUCAAACAUAUUCGCCUAGCAGUGUUACCGUACCGUAGGCAGAAACGAAGUAUCUCAAGGUAUCUAAUGAUAAAUAUCUCAAAGCCAUCUGAUCUAAAGCCUUUUUUGGUAAUUACGCUUUCAAGCUUUUGUUUGGCUAGUUAAGAAGUACAGCCAGCCACUUGUUAAAAGCAACAACAGCAACAACAAAAACUGACGCAGAUUAAUUAUCUUACAGAUGUAAAUGAGAAGGAGAAGAGCGACGAAACCAGCGCAUCUGGCGAGAGCGGGGAAUCAGAAGAAUCUGGAGAGAGUGGGGCAUCUGGCGCGUCAGCGGAAUCCGGUGAAUCGGGCGACUCAGGAAUAAGCAAACGUGAUGAAGUUCCAAAAGAAAAGGGUCAGUUAGGUUUAAAUCCGUUGACAUUUAAUUCAACCAUUCAUUCGAAGGUUUUAUGAGUAUUUAUUAACGUACAUGAAAGGAGAUACCACGUAACAUGUAUUUCCUGUUAGUUCUGUGUGAAAGUAGUCGUCCAUCAGGCGACCCUCUCAGUGCUGACCAGAACACACUGUUAACAAACCAAGCUCGAUCACCCUAUACUAAAUGACCAAAAUUUUACAGCAGCAGUUGUGAUAUGGUCCAAAAAUGUUGCAUUAGUUAACCCGUAAUUAUAUUGAUUUUCAGAGGAUAAAAGAGAUUAUGGAACCAAUGAGGCUGGCGAGACGGGAGACUCUGUUGAAUCGGCAGAAUACGAAGAUUCUGGCGAGUCAGGAGAUUCUGGCAACUUUGAAUCCUCCGGUGUUUCUGGUGAAUUAGGGGAGUCUGGAGAUUUUGAAGACUCUGGAGAUUCUGGUGAAUCCGACGAGGAAAGCAACAGUUCAGAGUCAAAGCGGAGCGAAAUACCCACAGAAAGCAAAAGCGGUAAGAAUUAAAAGUCUUUCUUAGUGGUAGUUACUUAAUCCGCAGCCAUCAGAAAUUUCAAUCGUUCUUUGAACAUUGAUUUGCAAUACUCUUUGGUAUUCAUUUGUCUUUGUAUAUAUUUAUUUGCCACACGAUUACAAUAAUUACAAAAAAAUGCCAAAAAGAAUUGUACGAAGAAAUGGCGAGGAGGCCUAAAGGAAACUAUAGAGCUUAUGUUAAUUAGCCUCCUCAAUUACAAUUUUUCGAAGAUGGCGUAAAAAUUACGGCGACGGAUACAAAAUAAUAUCAAGUGGAAAAUUAAACUAAUCAAUAUUACGGAAGUUUACAAAUAAUGUUGAAUAUUAAAAGGCUUUGUCGCAAGAUUGUCUGGUAUUCUAUAAUGUUAGUGCCAGCAACUUUUACUUCACUUAAUGAACCCUUUCUUUUUGUAACAGUCAAUGUUGCCAUUUCAUUAAGAAGCGUAACAGCAAAACAAAGAAAUGCAACUUGACCUUAAUUUAUCUUUGCUUCUGAUUUGAAUGAGUCGAAUUUAGUAAAUAAAAGAUUCCAAUUUACAGAAGCGAAAGAAGUUUCAAAGACAUCAGACUUUCCUGAGGGUGAACGGUCAGAGGAAAAUUUGAAAAAGGACCAAUCAGAUCAGACAGCUAAAGCGAGUGACCAAUCCGAAAAAGUUACGGAGAGCGACCAAUCAGGCAGUGCAUCUGGGGACUUAAACGAAAGCAGCGAGAGUGGCGAGAGUGGCGAGAGUGGCGAGAGUGGCGAAAGUGGUGAAUCAGGCGAAAGCGGCGAAAGUGGUGAAUCAGGCGAAAGCGGCGAGAGUGGGGAGUCAUUGGAAAGUGGAGAGAGUGGUGAAUCAGGGGAAAGCGGAGUGAGUGGCGAAUCUGGGCAGGCCGAAGAUAGCCAGAUUACAAAAAGAGAUGAAAUCGCAAGAGAGGAUAAGAGAAAUGCUAAAGGUAAGAUCGAACACACAAUUAAUUUAGAUAACGCGAAAACUGCACGCCCACGUCAUAUACAUAAUGUUUUUUACUUUUAUUAAUCCUUAAUAUUUGUCUCUUUUUCCUAGUCUCCGUAGAGGUGGAAGCCAGUGCAUCAGGACAGAGUUCAGAGGAAUCAGGUGAAUCCGGAGAAUCUGGAGAAUCCGGGGAUUUUGGGGAAUCUGGUGACUCCGGAGAAUCUAGCGAAUCUGGAGAGUCCGGUGAAUCCGGGGAAUCUGGCGAAUCCGGGGAAUCCGGAGAGUCUGGUGAAGGACAGAUAUCAAAGAGAAGCGAAAUACCAGACGAUAGCAAAACAGACGGUAAAACAGCACAUAAUAGCAGAACCUUUACUUAGAAAGAAGCAGAUUGACAUUAAGCCACUUUGAAUUUGGCUAACCAUAACAUCUAGACGUUGUUUGCCGUUGAAAUUGUCAUGAGACUUACAGGCCAGACUACCAUACAAUUUAUCAACUUAAUAUAAACACCUUGAAAAAUUAUCUAAAUACAAACGCCUUUUAAUUGUCUUAAACCACGCACUUAACUAGGCUUCGUUCAAUUACCCAUCCCUGAAAAUUUAACAUGCAUUAUGAAUCAUACAGUGAGACGCCGCCAACAAAUGAUCACACAAUUGAAAUUUUGUUCUCUUUUAGCUAGGUAAUUAAGGGGGAGAAAUCUUAUGACCAUAACUAUACAAAACUAUCUCCUCUAAGAUUCUGACAUCCCCUAGUAACUUUGUUCGUACCUGAAAAGCUCUUAUUCAGUUGGAAUCAAAGCAGUUGAAGUUUCGAAGUGAAAACAACGUUUUCGACGCAAGUAAAAGUUUCCUUAUGUGUGUGUGCCAGGGCCAUGUUUUGAUUGUGGUUUUGUUUUAUAACCUGUAUUGUGGUUUUCCUUUACUUAAGAAAAAGCUUCUCAAGAUGAUUCAGGGAGUUCUAACUCUGAUGAAAGUGAAGAAUCUGGCGAAAGCGGAGAGUCAAGCGAAAAUGGCGAGUCUGGAGAAAGUGGAGAAUCAGGUGAUUCUGAAGAUGGAGUGAUUACCAAAAGGAACGAGAUACCUCAAGAGCACAACGGUUCGUACUGUAAAACUGGUAUACUAAACAACUAAAUGUUGCUUGGGUAAUUUUCUUAUUUCAAAAUCUAAUGCUAAGCAAAAAGAUAGUUGAUAAUUUUAUAAGCAGCAUUUUAUAGACUGAAUCUACGGCCAAUCUCAAUGAAAAAGACUAGCUCUUGGAGUUUUUACUUGCAUGAUUCUUAACGAAAUGUAACAACAUGGCCUAAAAUUCAAAUGUGCAGUGAUUUUUAAAUACGGCUUCUAGAUAAAUGCCUUUAAAAAUGGCUUAGAGCAAACUUCGUGAUAUCGGCUGUCUGCAAAGGUAACAAAUAAUCCCGUUAGAAGUAAAGCUAAUUAAAGUAGGGCGCUCUAAAAAUUUAAAAAACGCGGCAUUGCGACUUACUAGUCAAUAAAGUAGCCAUUUUGAAUAUUUAGACGGGCCUAAUGUAGCCGGUUUUACCAAUUUUGUUUUCUGCUGUUGACGUAAGAUGAAUUUAAGACCAGACAAAUAAUCAAAUGUAAGUUAACUAUGUCAACUGUUUUCUUAAAACAAAAAUAAGACUCAGAAGAAUCCACUGAAAGCGCAGAAAGCGGCCAGGCAGUUGAAAGUGGCGACAGCGGAGAAAGCGAAGAGUCUGGAUAUGCACAGUCAUCUGGCGAAUCAGCAGACGAAGAAUUUACCAAACGUAGUGACAUACCACAGGAACAACAAGGUAUAAUGACAUAACGAAUGAGAUGCGUUACUGUAUUGAGCUGACCAACAGAAACAUUUGAGCGACUAUCUAUCUCAUUUUUGAAAGAAUACCAUGAUAACAACUAAUUAAAGAACCACAGUCAUAAGCAUGGAUUGCAACUACAGUAAUCACUGAAUCAUUACCCUUUGGAAGCGGUUAUUUUUUGUAAAGGAUAAUAAUAAAUACACCUGUAGUGUAUUAGGCAGGUAAGGUCUAAAAGAAAACAAAUCACUCCUCUGAAAGAUGUGUCAUCUUGUACCAAACUUUGUUUGCUUGUUAAUGUUAUAGAAUCAAAGGAUUCCUCAGGGUCAGGAGAACGUGCAGAGUCUGGCAACAGCGGAGAGUCAGGCGAAAGCGGCGAGUCGGGCGAGAGUAGCGAGUCUGGCGAGAGCGGAGAGUCAGGUGAAAGCGGUGAGUCGGGCGAACGCGGCGAGUCUGGCGAAAGCGGAGAAUCUGGCGAGAGCGGCGAGUCGGGAGAAAGCGGAGAAUCUGGCGAGAGCGGCGAGUCGGGAGAAAGUGGAGAAUCUGGUGAGAGCGGAGAAUCUGGCGAGAGCGGAGAGUCUGGCGAGAGCGGCGAGUCUGGAGAAAGUGGUGAAUCUGGCGAGAGCGGCGAGUCUGUCGAAAGUGGUGAAUCUGGUGAGUCAGAAGAUGGUGAGUACAAACGAAGUUUCAUUCCAAGAGAUGAAGAUGAUGAAAAUGAAAGCGAAGACUCCACUCAGGACGAAGAGGAUAAAGAUAGUUUACAAGAAGGGAGCGCGGAAAACAAACUUAGUAGAAGAGGCAAGGUUAUCACUGACACUAUGGAUGACAUAGCACAAGCGGCUUUGGGUAAACAAAUCGAAAGAAAAUCGGACAUCAUCCACAGCUUGCCGGAAACGACCGAUGAUGCCUCGAGCGGUGAACAGGAAACAAAGGUUGAGUCUGAGGAUGUGGCUGGGAAACAAAAAAGCGGUGCAGCUCUUAAGAAUUUAUUCAGCGCCCUGGCUGAUGGACAAGGACGUGUGGCUGCCUCUGCGAAAGAGGGUAACCUGAAGGAAAAGUCUCAGAGUUUAAAGACUGACAACCAAGUGAGUAAAAUGUCACUGCCCUACACCGUAUUAGUAUUUCAUUGAGCAUUUUACCGAUUUAUAAUAAAAGAGCAAAAUAUAAAUUAAGAAACCAAAUCAGAAGGAAAAAAAAUUACCAACAUGGGUGAUAUUCCUGAGUUCACGUAUCACGCCUCUAUGAGGGUACCAAAAAAAACAUUGUAGUUCUCACUUCUUAAUAACUGUUCGUGAUCAAUUUCAAUCCUCCAUUUGAUAAUAAAGGGUCUCUGGGUCAUGAUAAGAAUAAAUAAUCCUGGCCGAACGCGCACAUUUUGUAACAUCACGUGUUUCAACAGCAUUUUCCUUAUAAAUCUCAUUUUCUACCGGACAGAGAUGCAUUGCUUAAGUAAUCUCACUUGUUCAAGUAUUUAAAUGGUCAAGGUAGGUCGUUCUUACUUUAAUGUGCAAAGGUGUCUGAUUUGCAAGUUCUUUUCUUGUCAUAAUUAGGAGCUCGUCGGUAGAGAUGAAAUCAAGAGCACCUUGGACCAGAUAUGGACUCAAGGUACAGAUAUAAUGGAAAAAAAUCCCGGGGGGGUACUUUAGGAAUUUGUGGGUGGGAUGUGCCGCUGGGUCCUGGAACCCUUAACCUAUACCAGAGCGAGUUCAGCUGAAUUUUGCUACCCUAUACUAGAGUAAACUCCCCAAAUCCCCCCUAUCCUAGAAAGUAGCUGUUUCCCUAGUCUAGAUAAAAUCUUCAACCAACAGAGCGGUUUCCUUUCCCUAUGCUAGACCCAAACGCUCUGAUUCAUAUACCCUAUCCUAGAGAAACUGAUUGAAAACCAUACCCUUCACAGCGGCACAUACCUAUAUAGCCCAUACAUGGCAGUACUCCCCCCCCCCCCAAGACAAAAAUAUAUGCCCAAAGGAGGAACGAAAGGCCAAUCAGCUCUCAACUGAUGAAACGAUCAAAUUCCGAACGAGUCCACAAAAAAGUCGUACUUUUAUCCCUUGAAUUUCAACAAAGACUAGACCACUAAGUUCAAACAUCAAACAUUUCGUUCUUGGAACCAAGUGCGAGAAAAUGCGCCCGCAAUAAAAUCAAGGGGCAGAUUAGCCGAAAUCACUCAGGCAACAUGUUCAACUUUAAAUUUCUAACUUAGUCGAUUCUUAAUAACCAAAGCCAUAAAGAGAAUCGAACUCCAUUUUAGACAAAAGAGGGUGGCACAGUGAUGAGAGCAUUCGCCUCCCACCAAUGUAGCCCGGGUUCGAAUCCUGGCGUCGUUGCCAUAUGUGGUUGUUGUUGGUUCUCUCCCUUGCUCCUAGAGGUUUUUCGUCGAGUACUUCGUUAUCGCCUCUCCUAAAAAACCAACACUUCUAAAUUCCAAUUCGAUCUGAAACGUAAGGACACGUCUCAACGAGUUCUUACGAACUCUUAAGUACUCUGUAAGCAAAUUACAAUACAAAAUAAGGUAUUUUACAGUUUCACUCUGAGUAGUGUUCGGAUCCCUAAUUAACUGACCACCUCUGAAACCUUAAAGCGGACGGAAAAUGAUAUUAACGUGAAGAGACCCUUGACUUUUCCUUUUUUGUAUUCCAAUUUAAGACGAUAGCGCCGUCGCAGAUGUAGAUUCAGCAAAUCUUAACCAAAAAGAAAAAGAGGAACUUGGUGAGGUAAGGAAACGAACUAAGUGCCUGUUUACAUGGACGUGGGGGACCCCAGGUAGGUGAGGUAACCAGCUCAGGAGGAGGAACCCGCCUGUCCAUAUAAUCUCUAAUUUUAAUUUGAUUACGGUUACAUGAUAGUAGGGUUAUCCCACCUAAACCGGUUACCUCACCUUCCUGGGUUCCCCCGCCUCAGUGUCAACAGCCCCUAAAAUGAACAGAGAGAAAGAAAUUAACUGCAUUUCGCCACUUACACCGCCGCACGGUUAGCUCAAUUGUAUUAGCGCCAGUUUGCUGAACGGGAGGUGGCGGAUUCAAACCCCGGCGGACCAACCAUUGGGUUCUUAAAAUAACUGAGGAGAAUGUGAAUGAAUGACUUGUCUAUCAGAUUGACACCUUUUGCAGCUUAUAGCUGAAUUGCAGGUAUAGGCUGGUUACGUAAACAAUACAUAAUUAGGAUACUAAACGGUUGCAGUUUUUACGGUUACAAAAUUCACGAAACGAUCGGUAUUAGAUGGUAGGGUGGUAAAUGAUCGAUGAGCGGAACAAUUCUGCUUUGAAUUAAAGGGAAGAUUGUUUUACAAAAUUGACACAAUCAUCUUGGCAACGUUUCUCUGAGCUCACGAUCCCUGCCUUAGCCAGUGCGUCUUCGUAUAAAGUAAAGGGAAAGAUAAUGAAGACGGCGCUUCUGGAUUUUCUUGAAGUCAUUGGCUUUAUAAUUGGUGAGAUUAGCAAACGCAGCUGCUGCAUAUACGAGUACAGAUCUGACAAGCGAACAGUAGACCUGCUGCCUUUGUUGUGACAUCUACAAAUGGUUAGACAUUCUAGUCUUCUUGGAUAAGGACGAAAACUCGUAGGCUCCCUGUCAUAGCUCUUUCACUGUCCUGGUUUUUGUGGGAAGUAAAAGAAUCCACGUUGCUGUUUGUAAAGAGUAGGGGUCGUAGACACCGUUAGGGUAGUGCAACCUUUCAUGGGCUGGGUGGGUAAUGAAGGCGUUGAUAUCGUACGUUAGUCACGUUUUAUCCCCUGUCACCAUUUUGAGUCACCGUGGCGAAUUUGAAUAAAAUGAAAAAUUAAAUUCCCUGCGCCUGUGGACCUUACGAUAAACUCUAUUAGCUGCUAGCCAGCUGCACUGAUGGUGACGUCAUGGCAGCGUUUUGAACAGCUGUGUGUUGUCUGAAUACAAUUUGUAAUUAACGUUAAGCACUUUUUUUCUGUAAUUGAUAAAUAUGACUCCAAUUGAAGUGGUCUGGUAGUGUUGAAGGUUACCACCUGAUACUACUGUUGCGAACAUAGGCGUACGGGCAAUUUUUUGCCAGGGGCGGCGGUAAUCCAUUUGCCCAAAAAAUUCUUGCAAGUAGUAGGAAACUAGGGUCAUGCAACAAAAUAGGCCGUACUGGGAUAUGAAAGUGGCUCGAUAUAGUUUUUCAGAGUCAAUACCUGCCAAGUUUGAGCAUAAACUACAUCGCCACAAACAAACAUUUGGAAAAAAUUACCACCACAGUUGUAUUAGAUAAAGAGGGAAAUUUGUCAUGAUCAGGAUUGCAAUGACAUCGGAGCUGUCAUAGCAACGAAAUGACGCCAUUACCUAUUAUAUCCAUUUUGCAGGAAUAUUUCUCACUUUUCAUGGGAACUGUUUUUUUUACAAAAUCGUUCAGGGUCGCCAGUUUUUUAUCCUCCCCUGCUGGGAAUAGUCGCCUCGAUAUUCGUGAAGUUAAAACGGAACUGUAAGAGCGUUAUCGAGAUAUUUUGGGAUGAAGUUAGAAAUAAGGUAAAAAACGAAAAUCUUGAAGUUUAGUCGUAAUCUCAAGAAAACGGAGCGCUUUUGACAUGCAAUUUCAUCUCAUAGUAGUUUCAAUCUUUUUAAAAACGUGGAUGAAAGAUCAUGGAGAUAGCUCCUGCCAAUUGCUAUAAGGCAGGAUUUGAUUAGCGCUCGAUCUUGUUAGGGGUUUUGUAAACAUUUCGGUCUACUUAAACAAAUUAGUGAAUAAUUUUUAAACCGCUCAAUAGAUUUUUUUAAAAAAAUUAUGAUUUUAUCGUAAUUCAAACUUCACUUCAUCACGUGCUAGGCAACCACUGUCUCGUGUGAACGUAACUGAAUUAUUACGCCGACUUCUGGUUAAAAUAGAAAAUAUUUAUCUCUUCAAAAUAAUAAUAAUAAUAAAAAACAUGGAAACGUCUUUAACAACUGGCUUUGCCCAAAUUUUCUCUUGCUGCCCAAAAAAUCUGAGUUGCCCAAACGUUGGGGGGGCUGCAGCCCCCCUCGCCCCCCCGGCCCGUACGCCUAUAGUUGCGAAGUUUCUUGCACGUAAGACGGUUCGAAGGGCGAGAUAAUUAUAAAAACUUGAACGAGUUGGUCCGACGUUUUCAUGGCUUUUAGGAAAAGAGCACAAAGCUGUUCUUGGUAUGAAAUCACGUGACAAUGUUGGUGGUCAAUACUAUAAUUCUUUUUAAUCAUUUUCAUGAAAAUGUGGUUUAGCUCCCAGAGGGGACGAAUGCUUUUGUUCUUCCGCCCUGACGUCACCUGUUUUUCCCACAUUGAAGAAUGAAAUCGAGGUCUUUCUUUUGUACCAUCAUAAUUUCAGCGUAGUUUAAAAGCAAAAUUGGGAAAGUUUUUAUGAUGCUGUCUCGUUAAGUGUAAUGAUCUGUUUUUGUCUUCACACGCAAAGCUUGCCGAUUCUCUAAAGCAGUCCCUACCCGCAGAGAACGCUAAGCAAGGUGGCCAUGAGGUCGACAAAGGUAACAAUGUGUGAUUGCUCCUCAGAGCUACAACACAAUUUCAAUUUAUACUUGUCAUGUAUGGUUAAAUCCUUAACUAAACAUCGAAUAUUGAGUAUCAAAUAUUGAAUAUCGCUAUGGUGCUGGCGAACUAAUUACUCUCACCGCAAAUGUUAACAGCCUACAAGGGGUAGAUUCAUUUGCAUCAUAGCCAUAUAUCCUUCGCAAUUGCCAUUUGAUAUUUUUUAUCGUUUUUAAGCUUAAAAUACGUAAGCAUUUUAUCAGGCAAAUACGACAACGUCCGAGAGUUUUCAGCCGCAUGACCAGCCUCUAUGCAAAUUUCUUGGAACAAAAGAAAGCGUUUCGAUAAGAAAAGAGUUCAACUCCCACACAGUUGGCUUGUAACAGCAAACAUGAGUGCUUUUUUACAAUUUUGGAAAAGUAUGGCUACCAUGGUGUCAUGUGGAAUACCCACAGCACGCAUAUGCCGCAAUUGAGUCUGAUUUUACAAAAACAAGCACAACAAAAGUACCAAAUGAAUAUUCAACCUCGUACGGCCCAUCAACAAUAGUGUCAUUGUGGAACCGAGUUAACAGUCAUGUAAUUGGAAAUAGUGUCAUAGGCACUAUAACAUUAGCAUUCAUUGGUUGGUAAGGUUUCAGUAGCUUACUGGUAAAGAUAAUCAGCUAACGAUAACGAUAAUGACAAAUUAUAAUAAAGAUGUUUUUCUUAACAGAUGUCGAAGCACUUGAGGGGUACGCCGACGCCCUGACCGAAGUGGGAGGGUUAACUCCGGAGCAUCAUGAAGCCAUCGCAGCUAAGCUGGCACUGGACCUCAUGGAGGACCUCAAAAUAAGUGACAAGCACAAAUCUGAGCUGCUUGAAAAAGAAACUGCUUUCAUCAAGGACGCGGAGAUUGCUUACGUUAGAAGUAAGUGUGAUUGAUUUCGGCCCUCGUUCGUAUCACCUUUCCCCUAUCAUCCAACAUGCAUUAACGCCUGAAUGAAUAACCUGAAUGUAAAGCACUUUCGUUUACUGUACGAUUAUUUUCGAUUGGUUUGGCAACGCCAUAGAUUUUGACAUAGCUAUAGCAAAAUGCAUUGCCUGUAUUAAAUGCCUUGAAAGAUGGGUAAAACCUUUGAUUUGGAACCACUUGGUGUUUCGAAAGCCUCUAACUUUAUUACCAAGAUUAAUUAGACUACUCCUUAUAGACAAUGUUAACCUACAGAGUUAAAAAACGAGAAAUAAACCUAAAAUGCAUUUGAUGGGUAACGAGUAAAAUGUCCCGUCAGGGGCACGUAACGAAAACAUAGUUCAAAACCACUCAAACAUAGCAUUGUUAAACGUACUUUAGUAUUUAAACGGUAGAUAUGGGCAUAUUUUUAUCCCCUAAAAAUGUUACAACAAAUGUUCCGAAAAUUCUAGAUCUCAAAUCGUUUGCGAACAGAUAUGUUGCGAAAAUUGACCGCAUUGGGUGCCCCUGUCCCGUGGUAGGAGUUUUGUUGUUCUCUGCCAAAGUCAACAUUAAGAGAUAAGUGAAAAGCAGGCAACGUAUGCUUCUGGAUGUAUUAAACACGUUUUUCGUCUUCUGCUACGCAGAGAGAAUUAACGAGGUCAAACAGGAAAUGAUUAGAUUCGCCCAAGACCAUCCUGGCGACAAAGAGAGAAUUCGUGCUGAAGCAAUCAAAAGGCUGGAGGAUAUAGUGGACAAACUUCCCCUGAGGAAGUCGGUGAUCGAAGAACAAGAACUAAAAUUAAAGAAAUCCCCCAUGCUACGAGAGAUUGUAGCAUCCACGGACAAGCGAGAGCUUAGAGAAAGAAUUCGAAGAGCUCUUGCAGAUUUUAUAGCCGAAGAAGUUGCAUGA